UCUAGGAACCCAAAUUAAUUUAGCCCUCUCAUCGCCGACCAGUUGCUUUCUCCUCUACGAUCCCAGCCUUCUUCUGAUCGAGAUUCUCUCCCAAACCCUAACCGUAACCGAGCGAUCAUGAGCUUGGAGCCCUUCAAUAGGCUUGUGAGGCUCGCUGCUCGAGCAUUCUAUGACGACAUCACAUUGAAGGGCGAUAACCAGCAAAAGGUGGGGAGAGGGGAUAACAGAGGGAUGGCUGUGGUCGUCCUCGAUGCUCUCACUAGGCGCCAAUGGGUCAGGGAGGAAGACUUAGCCAAGGCUUUGAAGUUACACUCAAAACAACUUCGUCGUACUUUAAGAUUUUUUGAAGAAGAGAAACUAGUCACAAGAGAUCAUCGGAAGGAGAGCGCCAAAGGUGCAAAGGUAUUCACUGCAGCAGUUGCUAUUGCUGAUGGUAAACAAUUCACUAAAGAGGGUGAAGAGAAAAUGAAAAUGCAUACCCAUUCUUAUUGCUGCUUGGAUUAUGCACAGAUAUACGAUGUUGUCAGGUAUAGAAUACAAGNAAAUUACAUAUGCCCAAACUGUGGGAGGAGAUUUUCAGCUUUUGAUGCACCUCAACUUAUGAGCCCAAAUGAUGAAUAUUUUCACUGUGAGAAUUGCAAUGGUGAACUUGUUGCUGAGAGUGACAAGCUUGCUGCUGAAGAAAUGGGAGAAGGGGAUGACAAUGCUAGAAGGAGGCGGCGAGAAAAGUUGAAGGACAUGCUUCAGAAAAUGGAGGAGCAACUGAAGCCUUUGACAUUGCAGCUUGGAAGAGUAAAAGAUUUAUCAAUACCUGAAUUUGGUACUCUUCAAGCUUGGGAAGCUAGAGCGAAUGCAGCUGCUCGUGUCAAUGGGGAUCCCAAUGCAAAUGAUGCCUCAAAAUCUCAAGCACAAGGCUAUGGUGGAACACCCAUGCCUUUCCUUGGUGAGACAAAGGUUGAAGUUGCUCUUGCUGGCGUUGAAGCUAAAGAAGCGAGCACUGAAACUGCGACGAAGUCUACAACCAUGAAAGUUUUACCUCCAUGGAUGAUCAAACAAGGAAUGAAUCUUACUAAAGAACAACGCGGAGAGGUCAAGACUGAGUUGAACAUUGAUCAAAUGUCACAACCUGCUGACGAGAAGAAGCCAAAAGCUGAAUCUGAAGAUGAAAAGAGCUUCCAGGAUGAGUAUGUCAAAGCUUAUUAUGCUGCUUAUGCUGCUUUAGUGAAGAAACAGGAAGAACAAGCAACAGCAUCCAAUAGAAUGGAGAAGGCAGAAAACGAUGGGGCAUCCACAUCUGAAGCAGUAUCUGAGCGCCAAAUUGGUAUGAAAUCAAAGCGGGAGGAUGAUGAAAAUGAUGUUGAAUGGGAAGAGAGUCCAUCUGCAGGUAAAACAUUGAAGGUGGACUUGAAUGUCCAAGCAGAUGAUGCUGAUGCAUCUGGUGGGGAUGAAGAUGAUGAUGAUGGCAUAGACUGGGAGGAAGGCUGAUUCUUGUAACUGACUCAUCGGAUAAUUUAGCCGGUUGCAGGAGUUCUGAGCGAAGAUUUUUUCGCAGCUAUCUGUUUCUGCAUUGAAAUUUCCUAGUAUUAUUGAAGCCUCAUAGGCCCCCAACUAUGAGCAGGGAGUGCUGCCUGACUUUUUUAGUCCAAUGUGUAACUGGGGCACUUUUUUUUUGCUUCUAUGUAUGAACACUAGGGAAGCAUGUACCACAAGUGAUCCUAACAUGGAGGACUGCAGUUCAAAGAUCAUGAAAUAGUAAAUUAUGAAAACUUAAAGUAGAUAUUGACUAUUUUCUCUCAA
Molecule: messenger RNA, 1797 nt
Organism: Asparagus officinalis (garden asparagus)
Lineage: Eukaryota; Viridiplantae; Streptophyta; Magnoliopsida; Asparagales; Asparagaceae
Product: general transcription factor IIE subunit 1-like
Biological process (GO): transcription open complex formation at RNA polymerase II promoter; transcription initiation at RNA polymerase II promoter
Cellular component (GO): transcription factor TFIIE complex
Source: RefSeq, a predicted model, not a curated record